ACUACUACAGUUCAUUACUCACUUUCUUCGUAAAAUGAUGUGGUUCUCUUUGUUAUUGGUCUUAUCUGUCCUUUGCAUGUUUGCCGAUUAUCUCUGGAAACGCGACGUGAACUUUAAAUGGUCAAAACUGCCUGGUCCAUUGAAUCUACCGAUUUUAGGUUCCAUUUGGAUUUAUACGCGCGUGCAACCUGAUGAACUUAUUUCACUCAGCCGUUACAUACGAAAUCGCUUUGGACGGGUAGCCCGCUUUUGGGUGCUACACAUACACGCCAUGUUUGUGUGUGAUUUGCGUUUCGCCCAAACACUGCUGAGCCAUCCCACGGAGAUACGCAAGAAUCGCAUGUAUAGCUUACUAAACGAUUGGUUAGGCGAUGGUCUGCUUGUUAGCUAUGGUGCGAAGUGGCAGAGUCGUCGACGUGUUAUUACGCCCACCUUUCACUUUAGCAUACUUGAGGAUUUCGUACGCAUAUUCGAUCAGCAAGCACAAAUUCUUGUGGGUAAGUUGGAAAAGUCUGCAGAUGGUGUGCAAAUUGUGGAUAUACAGAAUCCCGUGGCUCUCGCGACACUGGAUGUUAUCUGUGAAAGCGCGAUGGGUGUGCGUACUAAUGCUCAAACUGAUGAAGGAUGUGAAUAUGUACAUCUAUUGACGGAAAUGAUACAUAUUAUACUUAAGCGCUAUGUGACGCUCGUCUAUCGUCCAAACUGGCUUUUCCAAUUACUUGCACCGCGGCUAGCGAAACGCCAUAUAACAGUAACGGCAGCCUUACACGCAUUUACUGAGCGUAUUAUCAGGCAGCGACGCGAGGAAAUGUUAAAGCAGCAGGCGGAAAUUGAUAAACAGCAGCUCGCGCGCAAUGAUGAGUUUGGCAUUAAACGUCGCCAGGCAUUACUUGAUGUCCUUCUCUCAGCCACCGUAGACGGUCACUCCCUGACCGAUGUUGAUAUACGUGAGGAAGUGGAUACAUUCAUGUUCGAGGGCCACGACACGACGAAAAGUGCUAUAGCUUUUGCACUCUACUGCAUUUCACGCAACACGGAUGUACAAUUCAAGCUUUAUGCUGAAAUUGUUGAAGUGCUGGGUACUAGUGCACAACAAGCUAUUACACAAAGUCAGUUAAUGCAAUUAAAAUAUACAGAACAAGUUAUUAAGGAAGCUUUACGUAUGUAUCCGCCGGUACCUUAUAUUGGACGCACUCUUAUGGAGGAUUGCUACAUACAUGGUAACUGCAUACCCAAGGGAACUAGUGUACUCUUGGCAAUUUAUGAGAUACAAAAUGAUGCAGACUACUUUCCGGAACCGCACAAGUUUAUGCCCGAACGACAGGCAAAUGAAAAUCCAUUUGCAUUUGUACCUUUUAGCGCUGGUCCACGCAAUUGCAUUGGACAACGCUUUGCUUUGCUCGAAAUGAAAACGUUUAUCGCACGCAUAGUACAGGUGUAUGAGUUACUGUCCCUAGGCGCCGAUGUUGUGCCCACAGUGCGGGUAGUGCUGGAAUCUAAAACGGGUUGGCAAAUGGGAUUUCGCAAACGUAAAUUAAUAGCAUAGAUAAUAAAUAU
Molecule: messenger RNA, 1557 nt
Organism: Rhagoletis zephyria (snowberry fruit fly)
Lineage: Eukaryota; Metazoa; Arthropoda; Insecta; Diptera; Tephritidae
Product: cytochrome P450 4d2-like
Molecular function (GO): iron ion binding; oxidoreductase activity, acting on paired donors, with incorporation or reduction of molecular oxygen; heme binding
Source: RefSeq, a predicted model, not a curated record